Fusarium odoratissimum NRRL 54006 is the source of this 1836-nucleotide messenger RNA. RefSeq lists its product as uncharacterized. The record is from RefSeq and is a predicted model, not a curated record. The transcript has a single exon. Lineage: Eukaryota; Fungi; Ascomycota; Sordariomycetes; Hypocreales; Nectriaceae. The coding region runs from base 840 to 1658 and encodes 272 amino acids.
CGUUUUUCAUGGACUUGGAAUUCUCCAUAAACCAGAGGAUUUCUUCACCAUGGCGCUUCGAAAAAAGUCCCAUCAACGGUUUAUGAAACAGGGCACCUAGCGACUUUUCACCUCGCCUGCCACAUAGCCUCUAGCGCCAAGGGAUAAGGAGGUCAAUUGAGUCAGGCUUUUCCUCGACGAUCCUCAGCUGCGGAAUUUGUGGAUAUUGAUAGUGGCGCCAGAUGAAGCGAAAAGUGUAGUGGCAGAAACGGCGUCGCGACGGUGAAACUCUCUUGCAACAGGAACGACGACCAUCCGAUCGGUAUCUCGACGGCUUAUGUAUGAUCACCUUGGAAACGCGGCUGAUACCACACUCAGAUAUUGUUCUCAACCUUAGGGCAUAAGACCUGGGAUGAAACUUGUUGCAGGCUCUUUACGAUAAGUUUACCAGCCCUAUAACAGAAGUCACCCUGAGAUGCAAACAUCUUGGCGAAUGUUUGGGAACAGUAGUGAUGAUCAUCAUUACCACGCUGCUGUCAAAACACCUGAAGAAGAGUGACGCGGUUGACUAGGUGCGAAACAAGAUUCCAGAGCUGAUGUUCCAAAUCGGAAAGUUAAAAAAGUUUCCACGUUUGUUUUUCGUGACUGCCGAUGUCGGUAACAUUGCAUCUCGUCAAUCUUAUAACUUGUCUAUUGGUGAUAUGAUAAUAGAUCAGGAUGGCUGCGGCGUAGCCAGCUGAAAUCAGCUGAACAGCUAAAGCCUAGAAGGGAUGGCAUGAUCCUUUUCGACUUGUCUUGUCGUGACUUCAGCCAAAUACACAUGCAUUUUAAUAAUGGUUCUUUCAUAAGAUCCCACAAAGAUGGCAUCGCCAGAAACGACCGAGGCAGAGCAAGAGCUCUUCUUUGUCAGUCUCAACCAAGACAAACCAAUCACAGUGAUACUUUUACAUGGCCUACUUAACUCACACCUUGAGUGGUCCUACGUGAUUCCUUACGUAUCCGAUUAUCACAUCAUCGCCCCCGAUAUCAGCGGUCAUUCUCAAUCCCGCAGUAUUCUCCCUGCGAAUAUCUCCAGCUCCGCAGAGCGGGUGGCCGUGCUCAUCCGGCGACACGCACAUGGCGGCCGGGCCCACGUUGUCGGCCUCUCCAUGGGUGCUUUCAUCACUCUCCGUAUCAGCCGGCAACAUCCGGAGCUGGUCCUCUCUGCCAUUGUCACCGCGGGGCACCCCAUGGAGGGCCACUGGGCAUGGGUUGCCCGCUAUCCGAGCAUCACCUACUACGCUAUGUUAGUGCUUCUCGAACUGGUACCGACAUGGCUGUAUAUGCUCGUGGCUGUCAAAGGUCGCGGCAUGCGUCACCAUGAAGAACUACUAGAAGAGAUGCGACACAAUAGGAGAUGGGAAGUGAUUCGUGCUGUGGACACGGGACUGUUGGAGCUCAAAUGGGAAGAUAUCAGGAUGCUGCCAGUGAAGACGCUGGCGAUUGCGGCAGAAGGCAUUGACGAUGCUGAGGCGGUGAGGAGAAUGGGUAGGGAAAUGCCCGUCGAGGGUUCACUGGGUGCGGUAGUCAGAGGAGCAGUGCAUACAUGGAAUUUGCAAAAGCCAAAGCUAUUUUCUGAUGUAAUUAGAGCGUGGAUUGAGCAGAGCGCGUUGCCUGCAAGUUUGGAGAUCUUGAAGUGAAGUGGUUAAUUUGCUACCCUAUAUAGUCGCAUCUAGAGUGAAUACCUGGCUUUUGGCCUGAGCACCCAAUGAGAAGCAGGGCAUUGUUCGUGAAACCACAGGGUUCAGUUUUAGUAAUUGGAAUUAUGACGAUGGCCAAUGGCUGGAUAGUAGGUCCAGGACAAAGGAAGCUAUCCAC